Molecule: messenger RNA, 1185 nt
Organism: Camarhynchus parvulus
Lineage: Eukaryota; Metazoa; Chordata; Aves; Passeriformes; Thraupidae
Gene: ZFTA
Product: chromosome unknown C11orf95 homolog
Exons: 4
Coding region: 104-1072 (322 amino acids)
Biological process (GO): negative regulation of DNA-templated transcription
Source: RefSeq, a predicted model, not a curated record
AAUUUACCCAGGAGCCCUUAAAGGAGCCCCAGGGGCCCCACGGCAGCGUCCCCACCCCGGUCGGCCCCCGCCCGCCGCCGCCGCCGCCGCCCCGGGCCCCGCCAUGGAGCCCCCGGGCCCCCUCCCCGCCCCCGGCCCGCUCCCGGUCCCGGCCAGCCCAGCCCCUUCCCCGCGGGGGCUGCGCCGGAGCCUGGAGACCCAGAAACCCCGGGAGAAACCCCAGGAACGGUGGGAGAAACCCCGGGAGAAACUCCAGGAACGGUGGGAGAAACUCCUGGAGAAACCUCGGGAGCAGCUCUGGGAGCAGCCCCAGAAGCAGCCCUGGGAAGAGCCCCAGAAACCCCAGGAAAAGCCCCAGGAGCACUCUCAGAAGCCCCGGGAGCAGCCCCGGGAGUGGCGGGCGUCGCGGCCGGGCCGGAGCCGCGUCCCGGGCCGGGACCAUCGCCGGUAUUACCACGAGCGCUGGCGCUCCGAGUACCUGAUGGAGUUCAACGCGGCGCGGCACGGCAUGCGCUGCCUGGUGUGCGGCAGCGCGCUGGCCACGCUCAAGCUCAGCACCAUCAAGCGCCACAUCCGCCAGAAACACCCCUACUCGGGGGCGUGGGGGCCCCCCGAGAAGCAGCUGGUGCUGCGCUCCUGGGACGCCCACCUGGGACAGCCCCCCCGGCCCGAGGCACCCCCCGGCGGCGCCCACGGGACAGGGCCCCGUCCCCCGCCCCCGAGGGCCGCCAAGGUGUCCCCAGGGGGGUGGUGGCACUUGGGGACUCGCUGCGGGGCUGGCUGCGGGCGGAGCUGCGGCUGGACCUGGAGGCCGGGGGGCUGCGGCUGCGCUGCCUGCGCUGCUGCCGCGCCCUGCCCUCGCUGCACCUCGGGGACAUCCGGCGGCACGCGCUGGCCGCACACCCCGACAGCCUGCGGGGACAGCGGGGACACCGCGGGGACAGCCACGCCCUGCCAGCCCCCGCCGAGGAGGAGGAGGAGGAGGAUGAAGAGGCCGCAGGGGGGGGGGGCACAGGAGCCCCCGCCUGAUGGGGACACUGCGGGGGGAAGGGACAACAGGGGACACCGGUGACCCCCCCCAGUGUCCCCACAACACGGCCACACCUGUACCCACCCCCCCCCCGGUGUCUCACCCUCGGUGGUGCCUCCACCCCCCCAAUGUCACCGUCACCCCCCCAGUGUCAC